AUGGGGAGCAGCCCCUCGCCCCCGCCCCCGCCCCCCGGGAGGAGCGGCUGCUCCCAGCCCAGCUGCCCGCUUGCCAGCUCCUGUGCCUGGCCGGGCGUGCAGGGCCCGUGGAGCCGCCGGACCCCUCCCACCACCUCCCACGGCCCUUUCCUGGAGGCCGAGGCCCAGGGCCAGGGUAGGGGGCGCACUCCGUGCAGGGAGGAGGGGCCAGGACCCCGGGCUGCGGGCGCUGGGGCGGCAGUGUAUGCAUGGGGCGCCAAGGGUGUGCCCUGCCUGCAGGGCAGGACCUCGGGGGACCCUGGGGGCUCUGCAGCGGCCUUGGCUGUCUCUGCUUUGGGCAGCGGGGCUGCCACGGGGCUGGGGGGUGCUGGGAGCCGGAUGGCGCCCCCCUCCUCCAGUGCCCACCCCGCGUCGCAUCUCCCCCAGGACGGGCGCUUCCUCCCUCAGGUCUGGGAGCUCCCACGCGAGCUCCAGAGCCGGCCGGGGGUGCCCAGGAGGCAGUGCCCGGUCCGCACCUGGCCCCCGCACCUGGACCGCACUCGGCCCUGGCGAGGAAAAGCCCAGCGAGGCGCUCGUGCCCGGGACAGCGCGGACCCAGCGUGUGCUGGACUCGUUGCGGAGGCCGCGCCCCGCGCCUUCAUUUGCCUCCGAGCCUUGUGGUCUCCUCGGAUGAGGACCCCAGGGCUGUGCGUCCCCCAGGGCUGUGCCGGUCCUGGGGAGGCAGGGCCGAGGCGGGAAGCAGAGCGCUGGUGCCCGGGACAGCGCGGACGCGGCACGUGUGGGUCUCAUUGCGGAGGCCGCGCCCCGCGCCAUCAUUUGCCUCCUAACCUCCUGGUCGCCACGGAUAACGACCCCAGGGCUGUGCGGGUCCCGGGGUGGCAGGGCCGAGGCGGGAAGCGGACGCGGUGUGUGGGAGAGCAGGGGAGAAGGGCGGAGGCCGCGGCCGUCCCCUCUCACCCGGAGCCCCCCACCCCGGCGCAUUUCCACCCGCGGAGGCCGAGGCCCAGCGGCCAGGCCGGGCAGGGCGAGGACCCAGGCCCGGGGCGUCGCCCGCGCCGCGCCAAGCAUUCCCUGGCGUGGGGGCUCCCGCACGCUCCCCGGGGAGACCGCGAGCAGUGCCUGUCAGGGAGGCGGGCGGACCACACUGCUGCCUGA
Messenger RNA from Oryctolagus cuniculus (rabbit), 1155 nucleotides. The record is from RefSeq and is a predicted model, not a curated record. Lineage: Eukaryota; Metazoa; Chordata; Mammalia; Lagomorpha; Leporidae.